Molecule: messenger RNA, 2022 nt
Organism: Fusarium oxysporum Fo47
Lineage: Eukaryota; Fungi; Ascomycota; Sordariomycetes; Hypocreales; Nectriaceae
Product: PKD domain-containing protein
Exons: 1
Coding region: 1-2022 (673 amino acids)
Source: RefSeq, a predicted model, not a curated record
AUGAGGUAUUGGAUCGGUGUGAUAGCAGUCUUUGCAAAUCUCGCCGAAUCCUUGACUUCUCCAAUCAUUGUUAAAGGCCCUAGCUGCCAGGAAACAAAUGACGGUGCUGUGCUGGUCACAGCCGACUGUGUUGAUAGCACAUUUAACACAGUCAUUAUUGACGCCCAAAAGGAUAUCAGUACGCCUAUCCCGCAUCGUAGGAUCUCAGGGCACUUCAACGGAAGUAAAAUCGACUUCAACAUCUACCUUCCUGAGUCGGAAUGGAAAGGGCGAUUCUUCCAGCUGGUCUAUCCGUUGCAAAACUCGACGGCAGAAGACGCCGAGAUUGUAUUCGGUGCGGAAAGCGGUGGAUACACUAACCGCGUGGCUGGUGGCGGUGGUUAUCGUGCUGAUGCUGCCGUUGCUAAGCUCUCGAGAACCAUUGCUAUGAAAUAUUAUGAAAAACCCAAGAGUAACAUUUAUGGUUAUAUCUACGGUGCUAGUGGUGGCUCGUUUGUUACCGCUGGAGCUAUCGAGAAUACUCUCAACGUUUGGCAGGGUGGAAUUCCUAUAGUCCAGGCUGUCCCCAUCUCCGAUCCUAACAACUUCUGCCUCCGUGCUUUAGCCGGACUCACCCUUAGAUCGCAAAAAGAUGCGAUAGUCAACUCGGUUCGUCCUGGUACCGAUACUAGUCCUUUCGUUCGACUAGACGCCGUUGGUCGCCAAGCGUUACGAGAAGUCACCGAGCUUGGCAUUCCACUCGACGCAUUCGAGGACUUCGAAGGCAUUGCUGGCAACAGGACAGACUUUUUACAAACUUUCCGAACCAUGGUCAUUCCAACUAUCGAGUCCUUCGAUCCUUCGUAUUUUGAUGACUUCUGGACUAAGAAGGGAUACCUAGGGACCGAAAAGUCUAAGCUUGGUGACUUCUUCCGCAAAUUGUUGUACGAAUACAAUGCGACUAUCCAGGCCGUCAAGGUUGGUGAUGGGGGGGUUCCUGUAGCUAUAAAACUUAAUGGGGUCCCACCAACGCCACCAGAAUUUGGCAUCCAGCUUAUCGUCAAGUCGAAGGACGGCAAAUCAAGUCUCGGAACCUUUACGGCACAGCUCGAUAGUCGUCUCAAGACAGCCGUCAUUGACUUGGAACAGAACUCAACUGUCUUGGCAUUGUUAACUCAAGGCACUCAAGUUAAUGUCAACAAUCGGGCGUGGCUGGCCGCUGCUACAUACCAUAGACAUCAAGUGCCCACUCGAGACGGAUUUUAUGCAUAUGACUAUCUUCGAGAUACUGAUGGGCAACCCAAAUAUCCCCAGCGCGAGGUACUUAUUGGAGACACGAUCUCUUUCGGAGCGAGUGGUGGCUGCUCCUUCAACGGGAAUAUCACCACUAAGGUCAUAGUCAUGGAUGCACUACAAGACUUUGAUGCGUUACCGUGGCAGGCUACUUGGUAUAGGGCCCAGGUUCAAAAGGCGCUCGGCCCUCGUUUCAACGACAACUAUAGACUACAUUAUGUCGCAAACGCGGAUCAUUUCAUCGACCCAGUACCUCAAGACCAGCUCACUCGCAUCGUGGCAUACAACUCCGCAUACCAGCAGCAUCUCAGAGAUCUCAGUGUUUGGGUCGAAAAGGGUCAGCAGCCGCCAGAUGGAACAUCUUUCACCGUUGAUAACGGCCAAGUCAAGGUCCCCGCCAGUGCCGCGCAACGUAAGAGCAUACAACCCGUUGUUGACCUGAGGGUUAAUGGCAAAGAGCGAGUGACUACAAAGGCGGGGCGUCGCCUACCUUUCAGCGCACACAUUGAGGUUCCCCCAAAAACUGGGUUUGUCACCUCUGUCGAAUGGGAUUUUGAUGGAACGGGUAAGUAUAUUAAGGGCAGCUUAGGGACACUACAGACUGUUGUGGAUGUGAAAGCUUCCCAUACUUAUUGGAAAGAGGGAACCUAUUAUCCAUCGGUCCGCGUUACUUCCCAUCGUGAUGGAAGCACAAAGGAUAAAUUUGCUCAGGUUGCGAAUCUUGGUCGUAUGAGGGUUAUCGUCAACUAA